AUGGACGAAAACAAAUAUAAAUCAUCCUACGAUGACGCACGAAAGCAGACAAAAACUGCAUUGGAUGCAUGGAAGAAACGCAACACUCAAUCGACUUCGUCAUCAUCGUCUCUCUUCGUUGAUGAUCAAGUAAAUAAACGUGCAUUUCUUAACGAGAAAUUAGCAGACAAAUUGAAUGAAGUUCUGGAAUCUUGGCACAACAAUCAUUCAUUAGAUACAACCCAAAAAGAUACAUUUCAACAAUGUAGCGAAUAUCUGCUCGAAUACACAAAAAAUGACAGUGAAGCUACACAAUGGCUGAAUCAACAGGCGAAAUUAACCGAUCUAGCGAGAAAAUGUGCGGAUGAUAUUGCUGCUCAAGGUCAUUUUUUGGAUAUUAAAGGAACAGAAGAUCCUAAUUUAGAAUCGUUUGAUAAGCUUAUUCAAGCGUUUACUCAGAGUGAUUUUGAUCCGUUGCUUGAUGCUACUCGCCAAUGCAUUUCCAAUCGCACUUACAAAGAAACAUUAUAUAAUGUUGGUAAGAACAAUUCAUCUACUCUGAACUUCACACAAAGAUUCUUACUUCUGACUUGUCCGGAUUAUGUUCUCACAUGUGAUAACGAUAAGUCUCAUUCGCGAAAACUUCUUGAAGAUAUGCUGCCUAAUUAUACCGAAUUGUUCACUCAUUUUCUUCCCAAUAUCGACAAAUGGACGGAUACAGUUUGUUUAUGUCUGCUUUAUCCAAUCCAAUUUAUCCUAUCUGAUACAAGUUCCCUAUCAGUAGACGAAAAACAACUCAUUCAAGAAGAAUUAGUCACUAUUCUUGUGAAACAACCAUUAUCUAAGGAUCAGCAUGAAGAAGGACGUGUAGCACUUGUUAAUACUGCACUUAUUGUUUUGCUUGAAAUAGUUCGAUCAGACCACAAACUUUUGGGUGAAUUGAAAAAGAGAACGGCUGAUGACAACAAGUUAAUAGAAAAUCUAAAGCAAAUCUCCACCAACAACUCUGACGAGAAGAUGCAAUUACGUGCCUUCGAAUUACUCUCGCUUCUUGUACCAGAAGAAUCGAUGAAAGCUGAUGAUACAACAAAGGCUACUGAAUUAUUUGUGAAAAAUUUCAACGAAGCAUUGGAAGACAAUGAGGAUCAAAGGGCAGAAGACCUCAUGAAAGGAUUGAAAGGCCUGGUGCAAAAUGAUGAAAUAAAACAGCAAGUUGUAGAACAGAACGCUCUACCAUCGAUUAUUCAAUAUACCAAAGAAACUACGGAUAAUCCUGCAGCGCUAGAAGUUGCCUAUGCACUUGCAUUCAAUCCAGACGCGAAGACAGCAUUUAGUGAGGAUCAAGACUUUGUCGAUCAUGUCGCAAAAAUGAAAGAAUCCGAAAAUAAGGAUGUAGCAAAAGCAGCUCACGGAAUUAUGUGGAAAUUAACCGAUGAAGAGAAGUUUAUGAAAGAAGCCGAGGAAAAGGAAUCAAAAGAAGAAUCAACGGACGAUAGAAAAGAACCUGCAGAUGACAAAAAGGAGUCAGCAGACAAUAAAAAAGAAUCAGAAGACGACAAAAAAGAAUCAGAAGACAGUGUAAAGAAACCUGAACAGUAUGACAUGAUGAUCUCAUACUGUUGGGCACAAAAAGAAUUAUGUCAUCGUAUUAACGAUCGUUUGGAAAAAGAUGGCUACAGUGUUUGGCUAGAUAGAGAUGAAAUGCGCGGUUCAAUUAUUGAAAGUAUGGCAGAAGCAGUUGAAAAUUCGAAAUGUAUAUUGUUCUGUAUAUCGAGCGAUUACAAGAGCAGCACCAAUUGUCAAGCAGAAGCUGAGUAUGCUUACAAUCGAAAACGUAAAAUGAUUCCAUUAGUAGUUGAAAAAGACUACAAGCCCGAUGGUUGGCUAGGCUUUAUGACAGGAUCAAAAAUAUAUAUUGAUUUUGCUGACAAGGAAGAUGACGAAUUUGAUGAAGCCUAUAAACUUUUGAUCGCUGAAAUCAAACGUCAAGAAGCAGAUGAUAGUGCAGAGAACGAAGAGAAAAAGCCAGCUGACGAUUCGUCUACAACAGCGGAAGGUGAACCAGCUUCCGAAGAGAGUCAGCCACCACCUAAACAAACACGAGAAUAUUUGAGUGCUGGUCCAGUAACAAUGUGGACUAACGAGCAUGUCAACGAAUUUCUUAAUGAUAAAGAACUCAAUCCACUUGUACCGGUGUGUAAAUCGAUGAAUGGACGAGUAUUACAUGAAUUUCAUCAAGCAUGCCAAACAACACCUAGUGCAAUGUAUCCUGUGAUCAAUAAAACUUUAGAUGAAUCAUCAGUACCAUUAGAUAUUUUCUUCAAAUUUAUCGAUGAACUAAAAGAGUAUCUGCCUCCACCAAAACCACGGCCAGUGAUCCAUUUUCGAUACUAUUUUCUCUAUCCACCUUCAACAACAAACACAAAAACAACUUAG
Messenger RNA from Adineta ricciae, 2415 nucleotides. The record is from the annotation of a GenBank genome assembly. NCBI's taxonomy places the organism in Eukaryota, Metazoa, Rotifera, Eurotatoria, Adinetida, Adinetidae.